AAGCCCCUAUUCCAUCUCCCAGUUCCAAAAAUCAAUUUAAUAUAUGGUCCCCGGGUAGGGGACGUAUCAGAUAUUAAACUGAUAAGAACAGAUACUACACUUGAUCUUAGCCAAAAGGCCGAGAAGCGAUAACUUGCACUGUGUUCACGGGGGAAGUGAUUCUCCUCACCGCUACUCUCAGUCACGGUUCAAUACAUUUUAAAUAACAGGAAAACUCUACCAGUUGAGUAGAAAACACAGUUUUGAUGUCUAGGCGCUGAUCGGAGUCAAACAAACACAGGAUCGUACGUUAGAGCCGCAACAUUAGGAAACGUAAAGAGUAUCCGUGCUACCACGUGGUCUGCUGCCGCCCAAUAGGAGACCGCUACGACCGAGCAUCGCCAUCUCUUAUUUAAAGCUGAAGUAGCGAGUGGAAUGAUUUAUUUAUCAGGUAAUACGACAUUAUAGAGUUUAUUUAUAACUGUCACUGAUCACAGGGUCGCGUGUGUUCGUGGAAAUAACCUAAACACACGUUGUGAAAGCGGAAGGGUUCACGGAGAUAAAGUGGGCUCUGUCGCCCUCUGGUGAGGAACCAGGAAACCGCACUCAGCCUGAACCUUCAAUGGCAAACCAGACUUCACAUUACACUUAUAUUAGAAUUGAUUUAUCUUCAUUUAAUUUAAAUCAUCAGGUUAGUUUUCGCUUUUGUUAAAACAAACUAUUGAUAUCCGGACACGCCGGCUGUGGGACUGACGCAGACAGAACUUCGGCAUCAAACCAGCGGCGGAAUUGUUACAACUUCCGGAGCUUUGUCGCCAAAAUAAAAGUUAUUAAAUGCAACAUUGACGUGUAAUUCGAAGCUGAUGGCUACAAACGAAUUAAUUCCCCAGUUUGACUAUUUGAAGCUGCUGUCAUUAUUCCAGGUGAAAUGUUUUAAAUGGAAACAGUUCAGGCUAAAUACAAGCGGUACAUAUAAACGUUUAUAUCUCAUAUUAGUGAAUUACCACCAUUGUGUUGGCUCAGCCGGGACAUGUUUACUGUAAAUGAAUGAAGCUAAUAGUCAGUUCAACAUUUAUGCUACUUGAAGUAAACACUGGCAGAUGGUAUUAAACGACAACUCCCACAAACUCACCUGAAGCCUGAGUAUUGAAUAACAUUAUUUAAAGAGUUAGUAAAAGAGCUACUGUACCUGGAGGGGCCAUCACGAUACUUUCCGGCUAACGGUUACCUAAUGUUAGCAGGUGAGACUUUAAGUCACUUACAUUAAUUUAAGGUAUAAUUGACCAGCAGAGGGCGCUGAUUCCCUUCGUGUGUAAAAUACAUCAAAGCACGAGUGGUUCAAAGUAUAGAAACAAGUUCUUUUCUCAAGUUGUACUUUAGUUUUUCUAUUAUUUUAUACUUUAUUCUUCAUUACAAUUCAGAUAAAUUUAUUUACAUAUUUCACACAUUUCUCCUGUUUUUAAAACUGUAUAUAUUAGUUUAUAUACAUUGAUAUUUGUAUAUUCCUACGCUUAAGUAUUGCGUGUUACUUAUUAUUUACUGGUGCCUAUUUUGACUCUUGCUGCUGUAAUACUGCAGAUUGUGGGACUAAUUAAGUAUUAUCUUAUCUUAUCUUAUCUUACUUCAAAAUAAACAGUGGUCUCAGACAGUAUUCAGUCCCAUUACCUGUCCUGGUGCAUGUUUUACUGUGUAAUGCGGGUUAGACUAAUUGGCGACUCUACAAAGAACAAAUCACUCUGAUAACAAUUGGGAAAAAUUACAGCAGAAACCAAUGAUGUCGAGUUUAAGUCUGAAAAGUGAAACAACGUGACCGGAAGUGUACAUCCUGGGUUUACCCAGCGCACUUGACACCUCGCAGCAGUGGGAUCGAACUAUGGACGAGUAUCAGACAGAAGAGGAGACCACGUUCGUGGUUGAUGAAGUGAGCAAAGUUAUUAAAGAGUCAGUGGAAGCAGCCAUAGGAGGAAAUACCUACCAGCACAGCAGAGUGAACCAGUGGACCACCGGUGUGGUGGAGCAGUGCCUCAGUCAACUCAGCAAGCUGGGAAAGCCUUUCAAGUACAUUGUGACCUGUAUUAUCAUGCAGAAAAAUGGAGCGGGACUGCAAACAGCCAGCGCCUGCUUCUGGGACAACUCUACUGAUGGAAGCUGUGCAGUGAGAUGGGAGAACAAGUCCAUGUACUGUAUCGUCAGUGUUUUUGGUUUGGCCAUCUGAACGGACUACUGUACAAUACGUAUUUAAAGUGUGUAGGAUUUGAUGUUUAUCUGAAAACCUGAAUCUGUACAAACUGUUCUGUUGUUUUUAUGCCAAAUGAGAUCGAUCAAAACAAAA
This is a messenger RNA of Hippoglossus stenolepis (Pacific halibut), 2311 nucleotides long. RefSeq names its product dynein light chain Tctex-type 1b (gene dynlt1b). Lineage: Eukaryota; Metazoa; Chordata; Actinopteri; Pleuronectiformes; Pleuronectidae. Gene Ontology annotation, biological process: microtubule-based movement. Gene Ontology annotation, molecular function: dynein intermediate chain binding. The coding region runs from base 1853 to 2194 and encodes 113 amino acids. Gene Ontology annotation, cellular component: cytoplasmic dynein complex; cytoplasm. The record is from RefSeq and is a predicted model, not a curated record. The transcript has 5 exons.